Molecule: messenger RNA, 1347 nt
Organism: Salvelinus namaycush (lake trout)
Lineage: Eukaryota; Metazoa; Chordata; Actinopteri; Salmoniformes; Salmonidae
Product: voltage-dependent anion-selective channel protein 1-like
Exons: 9
Coding region: 119-970 (283 amino acids)
Biological process (GO): monoatomic anion transmembrane transport
Cellular component (GO): mitochondrial outer membrane
Molecular function (GO): voltage-gated monoatomic anion channel activity
Source: RefSeq, a predicted model, not a curated record
UUUCAUACGCUUGCUUGACUUCUAGCGUGUGUAACGCUGUUGCACCUCCUCUUACCCCUCCCGUUGUCUAGUUGACAGGAAUCUCCUCAGGCAGGAUUGGAAAGCACUGACAGAGAUAAUGGCCGUUCCUCCUACCUAUGUUGACCUUGGCAAGUCCGCCAAGGAUGUCUUUACCAAGGGAUACGGUUUUGGUCUCAUCAAGCUGGACUUGAAAACAAAGUCAGAGAAUGGACUGGAGUUCACCAGCACGGGCUCUGCCAACACCGAGACCAGCAAAGUGGCCGGCACCCUGGAGACCAAGUACAAGUGGGCCGAACACGGACUGACCUUCACUGAGAAGUGGAACACCGACAACACUCUGGGCACCGAGAUCACUCUGGAGGACCAGUUGGCCAAAGGGCUUAAACUGACGUUUGAUUCCUCCUUCUCGCCAAACACUGGCAAGAAGAGUGGUAAGAUCAAGACUGGCUACAAGAGGGAGCACAUCAACCUGGGGUGUGAUGUGGACUAUGACAUUAACGGGACGGCUGUGCACGGCAUGGCGGUGGUGGGCUACGAGGGCUGGCUGGCCGGCUACCAGAUGACCUUCGAGGCCGGGAAGAACAGGGUCACCCAGAGCAACUUUGCCGUGGGCUACAAGACCGACGAGUUCCAGCUCCACACAAAUGUAAAUGAUGGCACCGAGUUCGGGGGCUCCAUCUACCAGAAGGUGAACGACCAGCUGGAGACAGCAGUCAACCUGGCCUGGACCGCUGGCAACAGCAACACCCACUUUGGCAUUGCAGCCAAGUACCAGAUUGAUGCUGACGCAUCUUUCUCGGCCAGAGUGAACAACUCUAGCCUUGUGGGCCUGGGAUACACUCAGACUCUGAAGCCUGGCAUUAAGCUGACCCUUUCUGCUCUCCUGGAUGGGAAAAACAUUAACACCGGUGGGCACAAGCUCGGUCUUGGCCUAGAGUUUGAGGCAUAAGAAGGCAAGGAACACAACAACCCCAAACCUCCAAAUAUUUUAUUGAAAUAGCUAUCCUCACCACCUUGUUUCCCUUACAGUAGAUGUGCUUUGGUUGAGGUGAGGCGGCACACGUGGUGAAAUCACACUACAGUUGAUAUUCCACUUUUACAGGACCAUUUCAGAUAAAAUAUUUCGGAAUACAGGGCCCAGUUUAGAACAAAACUAAGAUCUUUUAAAGGUCGGCAAAACGUAAAAAUGAAAAAGGUCUGUUAAGGUCUUAUGCAUUUGUAUUUCACUACAAUCAUGUAAACACUAAUUUAUUUAUAUAUUUUUUCAAAGCUGAUAAGAGAAAAUAAAAUACUGUAGAUAAAAAAAAAAAAAGGAUUUGGUAAACA